AUGGCUCACUUUGCGCAGGUCAUGGCUGAAGUGGGCGACUUUGGUCGCUUCCAGGCACAGGUGACCAUCCUGAUGGGCAUCCCCAAUUUCCUGUCUGCCUUCUUCGUGUUUAGUCAGGUCUUCAUGGUCCUCGAUGAGGCUCACCACUGCUCAGUGCCCUGGGUCAAGAACCACACUCUCAACCUAAGUGCUGCAGAGCAGCUGGCAGUAAGCAUACCCAACGACACAGCGGGCAGACCUGAGUCCUGCCUCAUGUUCCAGCCACCUCCUGACAAUGCCAGCCUGGAAGACAUCCUCAGCCACCGCUUCAAUGAGACACAGGCCUGCGACUCAGGCUGGGAGUAUCCUGAGAACAGGCCUCAGUCCCUAAAGAAUGAGUUUGACCUGGUGUGUGGUCGGAAGUACCUGAAGAGGACUUUACAGUCGGUAGUCAUGGCUGGUCUCCUCGUUGGGGCCCUCAUCUUUGGGCCCCUCUGUGACUGGAUUGGCCGUAGACCCUCUCUCCUGGUGCAGCUGCUUCUGUCUGCCAUCAUGGGCAUGGCCGCAGCCGGUGUGUCCAGCUUUGAGCUUUAUAUGACCCUAAGCUUUGGCUUGGCUACCACUGUGGCUGGAUUUUUACUCAGCACCAAUGUCCUCCUUUCAGAAUGGGUGGGGCCAUCCUGGAGAACACGGGCCAUGGUCCUGUCCCAGAGUAACAUUGCCAUUGGACUGAUGGUGCUAGCAGGCCUGGCCUAUGGUGUCCGCAACUGGAGACUCCUUCAGAUCAUAGGCACGGCACCAGUCUUCCUGCUCAUCUUCUACUUCUGGGUUUUGCCAGAAUCUCCUCGGUGGCUCCUCUCCAAAGGAAGGAUAGAGGAGGCCAAACAACUGAUCCAGAAGGCAGCCUUGGUGAACAGGCGUUCCCUUUCUCCAGAACUCCUGAGCCAGCUGAUCCCUGAGAAGACAGGUCCCUCGGGAAAUGCGCUGGAUCUUUUCAGACACCCCUAUCUCAGGAAGGUGACACUGGUUCUCAUUGCUUCAUCUUCUGCCUUCACCAUAUCCUAUGUGUACACUGCUGAGCUGUACCCCACCAUCAUCAGGCAAACAGGCAUGGGGCUGGUGAGCAUCUUCUCCAGGAUUGCUGGCAUCAUCACACCGCUCGUGAUGCUGCUGGAACAGUACCACAGGGCUGUUCCCAUGGUCGUCUUUGGCAGCUUCCCCAUCGUGGCAGGCCUACUGUGUGCUCUGCUGCCUGAGACGAAGGGCCAGACCCUGAAGGACACCAUCCAGGAACUGGAGAAGGGGCACCCCCCGCGGUCCCACAACACCGCACCCCAGAGAAAAGAAAUGGACGCCACAGGAAGGACUUCCAGCAUGAGGAAUGCCAUUGUGAAUAGUUCAUACUUCUGA
This is a messenger RNA of Microtus ochrogaster (prairie vole), 1389 nucleotides long. RefSeq names its product solute carrier family 22 member 13-like. The transcript is spliced from 9 exons. Gene Ontology annotation, biological process: transmembrane transport. The record is from RefSeq and is a predicted model, not a curated record. Gene Ontology annotation, molecular function: transmembrane transporter activity. Gene Ontology annotation, cellular component: membrane. Lineage: Eukaryota; Metazoa; Chordata; Mammalia; Rodentia; Cricetidae. Bases 1 to 1389 code for a protein of 462 amino acids.